UCACCUCCUCCUCGUCCCGCAACGCAAACCAGCAUCGCCGAACGGGUCGCGCCCGCCCGAGCCCGAUAAGCCCGCGAAGCCCAGGCCCACCCGCGAAGCGAUGCGACGGAGGAGAUCGUGAGAUCGCGCGCCGCCGCCGCCCCGCUGCCGCCGGCGAUGACCUCCGCCGUCCUCGCCGGCCGGAAUGAGGUCCACCACGCGCACCCGCACCACCACCGCCACUGGGGCGGCGCCCGCGUCCCCCUCAUGCCCAAGCCGUCCUCCAACCCUAACCCUAGGCGCCACCACCGCCCGGGCCCAAACCCUAUCCCCACAGGCUCGCCGCCGCCGCGGGCCGUCCCGGCGGUCGCGGCCGAGCCCCUGCCGUCGUCAUCGGGGCACGUGAAGUUCAGGCCGUCGGAAAUGACCCCCGCCGAGGCCAGCCUUCUCCGCGCGCGGCUCACCGGCGAGCUCGGCCGCGUCCGCGCUUUCCUCUCCCGCAUCGACUCGUGGCAGGACGGGCAGCGCCGGCGCCGGCGCCCGGAGCCCGAGCACGAGCACGCGCCGGAGCCCCCCGUCGGGCGCCGCUCGUCCCCGCCGCCGGCGCUGGUGGAGGCGAUGCGGAAGCGGUGCGCGGACAUCCUGAUGCGGCUGCGGAGAUCGAAGAAGAGCGUGUGGUUCAACUCCCCCGUCGACGUGGAGGGCCUCAAGCUGCACGACUACCGCGCCAUCAUACGGAGCCCCAUGGAUCUCGGCACCGUCAAGCAGAACCUCACCGCCGGCCGGUACCCUUCCCACGAGGCGUUCGCUGGCGACGUCCGGCUCACCUUCAACAACGCGCUGCGGUACAACCCGCCCGACCACCACGUGCACAGGUACGCCGGCAACCUCCUCGCCUCGUUCGAGGGGAUGUACAAGGAGGCCGUCUCGUGGUUCGAGCAGCAGCGCCAGCAACUCGAGCCACCAAUGCAGCUUGAUCUGCCGCCACCGCCACCACCACAGAUGCCAGUUUCUGUGCCAGUGCAAGCGCCCCAGAGGAUGGGGGGUGGGAGGAGGCCCAAGCCCAAGGCGAGGGAGCCAAACAAGAGGGAGAUGGAUGAGGAGGAGAAGCAGAAGCUGAGGGUGGAGAUUGAGAACCUGCCUGAGGAGAAGAUGCUGAAUGUGCUGCAGAUUGUGCAGAAGAGGAACAGUGAUCCAGCAUUGACGGGGGAGGAGGUGGAGCUUGAUUUUGAUGAGCUGGAUAUCGAGACCCUGUGGGAGCUUGAUCGAUUUGUGGUCAAUUGGAGGAAGGCGCUAAAGAAGAGCCAGCGGAAUUCUAUGAUGAAUGGUGAUGCUGCUGCCAUGAAUGGAGACGCCAUUGAUGUGACAAUUGUUCCGGAUGAUGAUGACAUGGUCGAGGUUGCUGUCAAUCCGUCUGUGGUGGUUGAAAUUGGAGAGUCGGAGACUGACAUUCCAAAGAAGAGGGAAAUGGAAGCGGAGGACGAGUAUGUUGAUAUAGGUGACGAGAUGCCAACGGUGAAUUACCAGUCGGUGGAGAUUGAGCCAGAUUCCCCGGCAGCUAGCAGCUCAAGCGGAUCAGGAAGUGGCUCAUCUUCAUCCAGUGAUUCUGACUCGGACUCUGAAUCUGAUGGGGAUGAUGCAAGCGCCCCGCACUAGGUGGUUGCUCUUUUAUCUGACUGUAGGAUUAGUGAUGAGUAGGUGACUGAGGUUCCAUUGGGUGAGGCAUUUUGAAGAAUGGUAUAGCAAAUUGGAGGGGCUCUUGUUGAUGCAAGUCGUUGUCAGGUGUGUUCGUUUGUGUAUGUGGGUGCAGCUUAGGUUGUCGGUACUUGGUAGUGAAUAGGUAGAUGCUUGGGUAGAUUGGGAGACUACUGUAAAGAAGGGAAUAUAAUCUGGAAUGGAACUAAGAGGAAAAGUAGCAAUGCCUUGGCAUUUCAUUAUGUCUGUUGCUUUCUUUGUACAUGUUUAUUACUGCAGUAGCCGAUCUAUUGUGCA
Sorghum bicolor (sorghum) is the source of this 1971-nucleotide messenger RNA. Its product is annotated as transcription factor GTE7-like. The record is from RefSeq and is a predicted model, not a curated record. NCBI's taxonomy places the organism in Eukaryota, Viridiplantae, Streptophyta, Magnoliopsida, Poales, Poaceae. The transcript has 3 exons. Gene Ontology annotation, molecular function: protein binding. The coding region runs from base 157 to 1635 and encodes 492 amino acids.